AUGUCUACCAAUACACCCGGCCCAUCGCCAGUCCGUGAACUCAACUCCUUUAACAACAGCAGAACAUAUAGUCGUCAGCCACUGACCGUUAUGCGCGAGAAUGCUCUGCUGGCUCAAUUGGAAGUCUCAUCCAACAAGGGACGACCUGUCACUUAUGCCCUUGCAACCAUGCGCGACCAUGGUCCUGCACUCCUGAAGAAUCGAGUCCGCAAUGCGAACCGCCAUAGAGACCACCUGCUCGUUAUGCCAAAUCAAAACAGACGCCGCUCCGGCCGCCCUCGUGAUACCAAUACUUCUACUAUGAAACAAAUCGAGGCCUCCCGUACCAAAUGGAUGAAGGUAGCAAGAGGUUCAUUCAUUGUAUGGUCUGCCCUGGUCGAACUACAUGGCUUUCUGCCUUCCCAUACGGCGGCACAUAACAUGGUGACUGCAAUGGAGCGAGCAAUCCAUACAGAUUAUCUCGCCGAGAUGAAUAUCUUGGACCCCAACCAGACGGUUGCAAGAAUUAACCGUUUCGAUAUGUAUCGGCGCUAG
Cadophora gregata is the source of this 534-nucleotide messenger RNA. RefSeq lists its product as uncharacterized. Bases 1 to 534 code for a protein of 177 amino acids. NCBI's taxonomy places the organism in Eukaryota, Fungi, Ascomycota, Leotiomycetes, Helotiales, Ploettnerulaceae. The record is from RefSeq and is a predicted model, not a curated record. The transcript is spliced from 2 exons.